CUGGGUGAAAUGACCGACGGUCCUCCAGGCUCACACACGGGUCCAUUGUCAUGGCGAUGACAUCAUCACUGUACCAGCGGGGAAGAGCUCUGGUUCCCACCGCUGAUGACAGCAGCAGACCCAGCUGCUGGAGGAAAAACAAACUGCUUCAAAAUGGGCAUCAACGCUGCAACCAUGGUGGCAGUUCUGCUCGUCUCUUUGACCGCUUCCUUUGCCACACAAGUGGGCCUCAGCGAGAAGGUCCUGGUCUUCCCGUAUGAGACAGACUUCAGCUUCGUGGCUCUGAUCCCGCAGAAGGAGAUGGCGCUGCGGGCCUUCACGCUCUGCAUGCGGGUGGCCACCGAGCUGCCAGAGGAGCGCCAGAUCAUCCUGUUCGCCUACCGCACCGCCGACUACGACGAGCUCAACGUGUGGCGCGAGAAGGACGGCCGCGUCUCCUUCUACUUGAGCGGCGACGGCGUCUUCUUCCGCCUGCCGCCGCUCAGCACCUUCCGAACCAGCCUCUGCCUCACCUGGGAGUCGCGCUCCGGCCUGGCCGCCUUCUGGGCGGACGGCAGGCGCAGCACCUACCAGGUGUACAAACCGGGCCACAGCGUGCGGCCCAAAGGCACCGUGCUGCUGGGCCAGGACCCGGACAAACACCUGGGCGGCCUGGAGGCCACGCAGAGCUUCGUGGGCGAGAUGACGGACGUCAACAUGUGGGACUCGGUGCUUUCCCGGAGCCUGAUCCAGGCCUGGCACUACGGACACAAAGUCCCCAAGGGGAACAUCUUCGACUGGGCCAGCGUGGAGUACGAGCUGAGCGGCAACGUGCUGGUGGUGGACGACGACUGACGCGAUGCGGGGGACCCGGCGGGCCGAGGUCCGGAGGGCAGCGCCGCGCUGCGGCUGCUGGCGCCGGCCCUGUGGUGGUACGCAGCAGGAUUAGGGCCGGUCUGGGUGGCAUAAAACCACACAGGACAUUUACACCAAAAAACUCAGCUUCAAAAGUCAAAAACUGACUUGAAAAACUCAAAUUUGAAGAUCAUUCUAAGAAGUUUGAGUUUCAAAAGUUAAAAAUGUGAUAUAACAAAACUCCAGAAAUUUUUAAAUUUUGAGGAAAAACUUGGAAAUUUCUCAGUAUGGAAAGUUUAAAGUUUGUUAGAAAAAAAAACAACAGAUUUUUAAAAAUUAAUCUCACAAAUUUUCUAAGUUUCAAAAGUCUAAACUUGUCUUAAAAAAAUAACAGAAAGUUUUGAAUUAAUCUCAGAAAUUUUGCAGAAAAAACAUGGAGACUUGUGAGUUUGAAAAGUCAGAAAUGUUGUGGAAGAAUCAAAUGUUUACAAUAAUCCCUGUAGAAACAUCGUCAGCCCUCAAGUAUUUAACAUGUUCAAUACUUAGAAACAUUAAUCAUAAAUUUAAAAAAAAAAAACAAACAUAUUGGCAAAAACACUUUCAAAUUAAAAUUUUUAAUCUUUGCCUUUAAAUUUUAGUUUUUCAGAUUUUCUUUUCUUGGUAACUUUGAGAUCAAUUAACACAAUUUAACACUUUUAAUUUGAAAUGGAAUAUUCUGCUUCUUUAAUUUCAGAUAUAACCCUAAAAGUCAUUGAUAGCAUUGAGCUAAUUAUUUAGCACCACGCUAAAUAUUUCUUAAACUAUUUAAUUUCUACUCCAGAUCAAAUCAAACCAGAAUGGCUCCCUCCUUUCUAUAAUACAGCAUGUUAUCUGUUAUCUAACCAAGUUUAAUGGGUAGAUGUUUGGAGUUAGAAUCCACUCCAAGGGCCACAAAUGGCCCCCGGGCCGCAUGUUGAACAACCCUUUAAAACUCGGCAGGUUCAUAAAGCUGUGUACUAAAUACUGUCUGCCACUCAUUAACUUCUAUUUUCAAAUACCAGACUUAAAAAUAGAAGUUUUUUUUUUCAUCUGUAAAAGAUAAAUAUAAAAUUAUUCCUAAAACUUUGGCUUUUAUUCAAAAUGUUUUGUUUAAGGCUGUCAUACCAGAAGCAUCCACAGGAGGGCGCUCUGGACUUGGUCUCAUGAAAUAAUGACUUCUUUCAUCCUGUCUGCAUUUAGUAACAAAAACUGGCACCAUUAACUUCAAAAAGUGCUUUUAAGCAAACUGUAACAAGUAUGUUUAUUUUCUGUAUGUAAAUACAUUAAAAUAUAAAAUAAGAAAACAUUUCUAAAAUGUAUUUUUCACCUUUAGAAACUAAAAAAAAGCUAUUCUACAAAACAGUCCAGAUGGAACAUUUGUUUUGAUGAAACUGCCUCUUAAUAAAAUCAUUGUAUAUAUAGUUAAUAUAAAGUAUGAUAUGCUGCGUAGCUCUGAUGGUUUUAACCAUCAGUUCUGGUCUCGCUGCCUUCGGUUUCUCCCUCACUAAUGAAUUUCCAGCUGAUGUAAGAGGCCUGAAAUAAAACCUCAACAACGGUUGUCAUUAAAUUAAAUUAGUUCAUCUUUGAA
This is a messenger RNA of Poeciliopsis prolifica (blackstripe livebearer), 2440 nucleotides long. It is a transcript of the gene crp1, whose product is annotated as C-reactive protein 1. Bases 106 to 834 code for a protein of 242 amino acids. The record is from RefSeq and is a predicted model, not a curated record. The transcript is spliced from 3 exons. Lineage: Eukaryota; Metazoa; Chordata; Actinopteri; Cyprinodontiformes; Poeciliidae.